Molecule: messenger RNA, 920 nt
Organism: Salpingoeca rosetta
Lineage: Eukaryota; Choanoflagellata; Craspedida; Salpingoecidae
Product: isochorismatase domain-containing protein 1
Exons: 6
Coding region: 110-697 (195 amino acids)
Source: RefSeq, a predicted model, not a curated record
AACAAACAACAAUCACUCACACAACAACCCGCCAACAACGACGCCUGCGCACAAGCGAGCCAAGACAACUGCGCCUGUAGCGACUCCGACAGAGACCAGCAGCAGCAAGAUGGCGAACCGAGUGGGCAAGGUCGUGGCAGACACGGCCAGGUUCUUCCUGUGUGACAUGCAGACCAAGUUCCAAAGCACCAUCUGUCACUUCCCAGCCAUCCUCGAAGUCAACCGCCGCCUGGUGGAGGCGUCGCGGAUCAUGAACAUCCCGCUGACGGUGACGGAGCAGUAUCCCAAGGCCCUUGGCGCCACAGUGCCAGAGCUGAACAUCCCAGAAGGCCUCGCGUACCCCAAGACCAAGUUCAGCAUGGUCAUUGACGAGGUUGUCAAGGAUAUGGAGAAGGAGCCCGAGCGCAACAACAUUGUCCUCUUCGGCAUCGAGACGCACGUGUGCAUCCUGCAGACAGCGCUUGAUCUGCUCGACAAGGGCUACUCUGUCCACGUCGUCGCGGACGGCGUCUCGUCCCGCAACAUGGUUGACCGCAUGUUCGCCAUCGAGCGCAUGCGUCAUGCCGGGGCGCACAUCACCACGUGCGAGUCCAUUCUCUUCCAGCUCAUGGGGGACAGCCGCAACCAGCACUUCAAGGAGAUCCAGAAGCUCAUCAUGGACCUGUCCCCAGACUCUGGCCUCCUCUCUGGUCGCUGAUUUCGCCAGCACACACACACACACACACACACACACACACACACACACACACACACACACACACACACACACACACAACCGCACGUGGUUCCUACCACCAUCUCACAUGCAUGUGCAUCGUGCACAGUGCAGCUGUCACUGAUGCUUUCAAUUGCUGUUCCUUUAAUCAAACCCGCAUUCGCGUACACGUUCUCGCAAUCAAGUACAAGUGCAUCAUCAAUCA